Molecule: messenger RNA, 1530 nt
Organism: Kluyveromyces marxianus DMKU3-1042
Lineage: Eukaryota; Fungi; Ascomycota; Saccharomycetes; Saccharomycetales; Saccharomycetaceae
Gene: cys2
Product: homoserine O-acetyltransferase family protein
Exons: 1
Coding region: 1-1530 (509 amino acids)
Biological process (GO): L-homoserine metabolic process
Molecular function (GO): L-serine O-acetyltransferase activity; homoserine O-acetyltransferase activity
Source: RefSeq, a predicted model, not a curated record
AUGGGUGUAGCUCUUCUUUCAACUUCUUUAAGGUCAUUUGGGACAGCAUGCAGCCAUACUCGUACAGAUUGGAAACGAUGUAUUUCUACAGCUGGAAGUCCAACGAACCCAGCAAUGCAAUUCCCAUGUCUAGAUAGAUUGGAGCAGAAAACAGCUAAACUUAGAGGAGAUGACUCGGAAAAAUCAUCUCAAGAAUAUAAAUCAUCGUCUUGUUAUAUGGAAGAAGACCCCACUUCUGCUUCUUCAAAGCAUGAUCCUGUUUAUGGAAAAGUGAAAACAGGAUUCAAGAUAUUCAGUUCUGAUGAUCCUAUCUUUUUAGACUACGGUGGAGUAUUGCCAAAUUUCAAGAUUGCGUAUGAAACCUGGGGUAAUUUAAAAGAAGAUAAAUCCAAUGCAAUUCUUAUACAUACCGGACUUAGUGCAUCUUCUCACGCUCGCUCAUCAAGUUUAAAUAGUAAACCUGGUUGGUGGGAGAAUUUUAUUGGGCCUGGAAAUCCUAUCAUAGACACCAAUAAGUGGUUUGUUAUCUGUACAAACGUCCUUGGAGGCUGUUAUGGAUCUACUGGGCCUUCAUCAUUAGAUCCGGGAGAUAAGAAGCCAUACGCUACCAGAUUUCCUAUGCUUUCAAUUCAAGAUAUGGUUAGGGCACAAAAGAGAUUGAUAGACCACUUUGGCAUCAAAACAUUAAAGGCAUCUGUCGGAAGUUCUAUGGGUGGAAUGCAGUCGUUAGCAUAUGGUCAAUUAUUCCCUGACUCAGUAGAGAAGAUUGUAUCUGUAUCGGCAUGCGCAAUGUCGCAUCCCUCAUCUAUAGCCAUGAGACAUGCACAAAGACAGGUCUUAAUGGCAGACCCAAACUGGAAUAGAGGUUUUUAUUAUCCUAGUGACGAACACCCUAAUAGAAUACCACCUCACGUAGGAAUGAAGUUAGCUAGAGAAAUUGCAACGGUUACAUAUAGAUCAGGUCCAGAAUGGGAGUCUAGAUUUGGAACUGAAAGGCUUGAUGACGAUAUGCCUCCCGUACUUUGCCCUGAUUUUUUGAUUGAGACAUACUUAGAUCACCAAGGAGAAAAAUUCUCGCUUGAAUACGAUGCCAAUUCUUUCCUAUACAUAUCAAAAACAAUGGAUCUAUUCAGUUUGAGUUACUCGCAUAAAGAACGUAGCGAAAAAAGGAGACGACAAACUGAAAAUAAUUUUAAACAAGGAUCAUUACCAUCAUUAAAGUUACCAGACGAACCUUACAAGUACAGGAAGAAGCGUCGCACAACGACGGUAGAGGAAAGCAGAGCAGAUCUUUCCAAGGGGAUGGAACCUCUUCAAAAUAAGGAAAUACUAGUUAUCGGAGUAAAAUCAGACUCUCUUUUCCCAUACUGGCAGCAGCGAGAAAUUGUCAAACUACUCAAUGGACCAAACGACAAGGUCAAACAUGUUGAGUUGGAUGAAAAUGCAUCGUUAUACGGACAUGAUACCUUUCUUCUUGACCUAGAUGUAUUAGGAUCAAGUAUUGGGAAAUUUCUUCGCGAUGAGCUUUGA